Molecule: messenger RNA, 959 nt
Organism: Hyalella azteca
Lineage: Eukaryota; Metazoa; Arthropoda; Malacostraca; Amphipoda; Hyalellidae
Gene: Snr1
Product: SWI/SNF-related matrix-associated actin-dependent regulator of chromatin subfamily B member 1-like
Exons: 6
Biological process (GO): chromatin remodeling; regulation of transcription by RNA polymerase II
Cellular component (GO): nucleus; nuclear chromosome
Molecular function (GO): transcription coregulator activity
Source: RefSeq, a predicted model, not a curated record
AUAAAAAUAUUAGAUUAUUUGUGCAAUUACCUGAAUCUUAAAACUAAAAAACUACAAUGGCUAAAACAUAUGGAGAUAAACCCAUUAGUUUCCAGCUGGAAGACAGUGGCGAGUACUGGUGCAUUGGAUCUGAGGUGGGAAAUUACUUGCGUCUCUUCCGGGGGUCUCUGUACAAGAAAUACCCUGGCAUGCACAGACGCACCAUUACCAAUGAGGAGCGCAAGAAGCUUAUAGAACUUGGACUGUCCCAGCAUGUGCUGGCAUCAAACAUAUCACUGCUGCGGCUGUCAGAGGUGGAAGAUGUCAUCGAGGGCGGGGAGGAGAAGUACAAGGCAGUGUCUGUGCGCUCGACAAUGCCUACUGAUGCAGACUCUAGUGCCACCAAGUCUUUGGCCCCUGUGAAGAAGCCCGCCACCCCGUGGGUGCCAACAAUGUCCAACUUCUCCCACCUGGACGCAGUCCCCCAGGCCACACCCAUCAAUAGGAACAGGGUGGUGAAUAAGAAAGUGCGCACCUUCCCCAUGUGUUACGAUGACCUGGAGCCUGGGCUACUGCAGGACAAUGCGGAGCAGUCGGACGACCUCGUCCCUAUCAGGCUGGACAUGGAGAUAGAGGGCACCAAACUGCGGGACACCUUCACCUGGAACAGGAACGGGCACCAAACUGCGGAACANCUAAUGUUUGUAUGUUAUCACAAGUACACCACAUUCUUGAUGUUGCAAUGUGAUUACAACUGAACACUACAACAAUAAUUGUUAUUACAGCUAAACAUCCACGUGGGCAACAUCAGCCUUAACGACCAGUUCGAGUGGGACAUGGGCGACCCCAGCAACAACCCUGAGGAGUUCGCGACGAAGCUGUGCGCCGAGCUGGGGCUGGGGGGCGAGUUUGUCACGGCCAUAGCGUACUCUAUCAGGGGGCAGCUGUCCUGGCACCAGCGCACCUAUGCAUUUAGGUGA